UUAUUGUUGGAUGUGAGCGUGAAUGUUCCGACUGGAAGUGGAAGGAUUCUGCACUGCUCCACUGUCCAGCUUGACCUGUAUGAGUGGGAGUUUUCAACUGUGUCCAGGUGUCGACGUGUACUGUGUGGCCAUCGUUGUGUAGCUCAUGUGUUGUGUGUUUGUAGGAUAAAUAGGCUCCCGUCGACCUCCGAAAGGCAGUGUUGGUUCUCUCUAUGCUUGCUCGUCGCCUACCUUCUUCGUUGUCAGCUGAUCUCUCGGUGUGUUGCCCUUGUGUGAGUGGUAAGUGUGUAGACGUAUAGAUCUAAGUGUGUUCUGUUUGAUGUGUGUAGAGGAGGCAGUAGUAGCAGGACACUCGGGCGUCUGUCAGCAGUGGGCGUCUGGUCGGCAGUGGGCAGCCCGAGAGGGCAGCUGUUGUUGUCGCUCCAGCUUCUCUCUUCUGCUUUGACUGAACAAGAGAAUCUAGAGAUCUAGCCUAAUCGUUGUGAGCUCUACGUUGGAUGGCUGAGGAAGUCUCAGAGGGUUGCCGGUUCGUGUCCCAGAGCGUUCAGGAUGCGGUGUCGGCCAUGCAGCAGUUCUCUAGUCUGGCAACCAGAGAUGCCAGCAGGCGCAAGAUCACACUGGACAGCCUGGACGUUCUCCUUGACCAGUGCCUGGAUGGUUACGGAAGUCCACCCAUCCCACCCCCUGCAGUCUGGCCAAAAGGACAAGAGAGAGCCUCCUCCUACCUUCAAGCCCUGAUGCCCUCACUUCUCAGACUUUCGCUAACCUGUCCAUUCGAGGAUGUCCGACAGCGGCUUGACACAUUGCUCAACCAAGUCAAGGAACGAGGAUGUGGCCGCCUCCAGGUACCAGUGGUGACUGUGUCCGGCCCAAGCCACUUCAUCCCAGCAGAUGAGGUCGUUCCUGCUGACACAACAGUUGAGGAUAACCAGAGUGUGUUCAUGGAGGCAUUCCUACAGAACAACCGUCUGGAGCACAUCAGCCAGGUGAUGGGCUACCACCCUGACUAUUUGCGCAACUUCCUCACCACACAGAACUUCCUGCUCCGAGAGGAUGGCCCGCUGCCCUAUGAGUACCGACACUACAUUGCCAUCAUGGCGGCAGCACGGCAUCAUUGUACCUAUCUGGUCAAGCUCCAUGAACAAGACUUCCUGCUGCACAACGGAGAUCCUCAGUGGCUGAAAGGCAUCGCGCAUGCUCCACGCAAGCUGCAGGACCUUUAUGAGGUCAACAAGAUCCUGGCACACCAGCCCUGGCUAAUCACCAAACAGCACAUACAUAAUCUGCUGAAGAGCCCUGAGCCGUGGUCUCUGUCAGAGCUGAUGCAAGCCAUCAUCCUGCUGACCCACUUCCACUCGCUGUGCUCGUUCGUCUAUGGCUGCGGCAUCAACCCUGAGCUGGACAUGCAGGGCUUCUCCCUCACUCAGCCGGCCAGCCCUGCCACAGACUCGGACUCCAGCGAGGCCAACAGCGACACUGGGGACACCAUAAAUGUGUGUGGGGAUGAGGAGAGUGUGGGCCUGGAGGCACUGCUGGCCCGGAUGAGACAGCUAGAUGCCAUUUCCAGCGCCAACACCACCAGCCCUGAGGAGCUGCUCAAACGCUUCCACUCGGUUGAACAUCAGAAUGCUGAGAUUACAGUUCCAUCCGGCAAGAACAACUCCCCUCGUGCGGAAAUCCUGCGCUUUGUGCAAGACCCAGAGUUUUCCUACAUCGACUUUGCCUCGCGGGACUCUGUCAGCGAAGUGGCCACUUUCCGGGCGUGUGACUACUCCUGGGAUGACCAUGGCUUCUCGCUGGCCAACCGGCUCUACCUGGAUGUGGGAACGCUUCUGGAUGACAAGUACAAUCUGGCUGCCAACCUCACUUACUACACUAUGGGAGACAAUCGUGAAGUGGACACAUCCUCAUUCCGACGGGCCAUCUGGAACUACAUCCACUGUAUGUACGGCAUACGGCAUGACGACUAUGACUACUCUGAGGUGAACCAGCUGUUGGAGAGAAACCUGAAGGGGUACAUCAAAACCUUGACCUGCUACCCUGAACGACUGACCAAGAAGGACUACGAUGGGGUCAUGAGAGAGUUUAAACACUCCGAGAAGGUGCACGUGAACCUGAUGCUGAUGGAGGCGCGGCAACAGGCAGAGCUGCUCUACGCCCUACGGGCCCUCAACCGCUACAUGACCUAGUCACAUGACCCAGCCUCACCGCGCCCGGGCUCACCCAGUGACCCGGACAAGUUCCCGUCCCUUCCACUGUUGGAUAUUACCUCCCCUGGUCCGGUCCCACGUCUUGGGGAGCUGUACAGACCUUGCUUGAAAAUCUUUGUGUGUGUUGGGUGCCUGUGUGUAUGUGUGUGUGUAUCAUAUGUACAGAGACAAGGUGUAUGCAUUGGUGUGUAUGUAUGCUGUGGUUGUUGAGGUGAUUAGCCUCAACUGAGAUGGUUGUGAGCUCAGGGACAUUUGACCUCUCUGUGUUAUGGGUGUAUGUCUGCUGUACAUCAGUGUGUGUGUGUGUGUGCAGUACAUCACAUCACUGUGUGUGUGUGUGUUUGCGUGCUGUUUAUCACUGUGUGGUAGUCCUUGUAAGGGGGCGGUCAGCGCUAGGGAUGACCAUAUGUUCCCCUCAUGUCCUGCGCCAUUCACCGCCCCCCUGAUUGUCCCUCCUGUUUCCCUGCUUUACCUCAUACCAGUUGUGUCCAGGCUCAUGCUACUGACACGCACACUAGUGUUUUGUGUCCCGUUUGACCGCUGGUCACGACAGUGGUCUGAGCAUGACUGGCAGCGGUUUUGAUUAAUCAUGGGCAUUUUUUCAUUGUGCAAUUGUAUGUCUGUUCACCGUUUUGGAGUGUUAGGUUUUCUUGCUUUAUUCAUUGUGUCAUGUACCACAUUAUGUCAUACGCCACUUUUAUUAUGGCCAUGCGCCACUUUUUUAAUCAUGUCAAGGGCCACUUUAGUCAUCUUGUCAUUCGAUAUUCU
Messenger RNA from Aplysia californica (California sea hare), 2978 nucleotides. Its product is annotated as sestrin-1. The transcript is spliced from 11 exons. Gene Ontology annotation, molecular function: oxidoreductase activity, acting on peroxide as acceptor; L-leucine binding. Gene Ontology annotation, biological process: cellular response to L-leucine; regulation of response to reactive oxygen species; cellular response to leucine starvation. Gene Ontology annotation, cellular component: nucleus. NCBI's taxonomy places the organism in Eukaryota, Metazoa, Mollusca, Gastropoda, Aplysiida, Aplysiidae. The record is from RefSeq and is a predicted model, not a curated record. Bases 498 to 2189 code for a protein of 563 amino acids.